Rhagoletis zephyria (snowberry fruit fly) is the source of this 2399-nucleotide messenger RNA. Its product is annotated as zinc finger protein rotund-like. NCBI's taxonomy places the organism in Eukaryota, Metazoa, Arthropoda, Insecta, Diptera, Tephritidae. Gene Ontology annotation, cellular component: nucleus. The record is from RefSeq and is a predicted model, not a curated record. Gene Ontology annotation, biological process: regulation of gene expression.
AUGAAUAUGUCACCCUGCGAAAUGAACUGUUGCGCCGUCGCAGCGUCGCCACCGCCACCGUCCGUUUUGCGUUGUACUGAAGCAGAGCGGCUUUUGUCUCUCGUUGCCUGCCGGCGCGACGCCACAACAAAGCAACAGUUGGCUGCCGUGGAGCAUCUGGCGGCACAGCGACACAAACGACGUGGCAGCGCUGAAUGCGAAAGUCCAACAACGCAACGAAAAAGCUGCUCAUCCUCACCACNAAGUAGAUAUAUGUAUUUGGGUUUUGAAAUUCAUAUUUGUCCUUUCUCCCCUUCUCGUCCACAGAAACCCAGCAAUUAUUCGUGGCCCUUAGCGGCCGUCACACCACCAGCGGUAGCGAGUGCAACAACCGCGCAAGCGUUAGUAACAACACCUACCAACUCUGGCGGUAACACCAACAACAACAAUCAGUCAUCACAAAACCAUCUUUCCUUGCAACCGGCCUCUGGUGCUGCCACACCAACGCCACCCGUCGGCGGGAUAGAUUUGCAUGCAACGGUCGGUGAUGCAGAGGCGCACAAUUUUAACGGCACACUAAAGUCACCCGAUCAACAACAAGCGUCAGCGUUACACUCACCUUCGUCCCAACAGCAACAGCACCAACAGCAGCAACACCAUCAGCAUCACUCCACAGCUGCGAGUCAGUCGCAACAACAACAACAACAACAACACUCACACACCCAUCAGAGUUUGCAUUCCUCUGCCUCGACGCCCAGUUCGCCCACAGCGGCUAGCGCAGCUGCAGCAGCAGCAACAGCGGCUGCAGCCGUAGCCGCCACUAUGCCUAUCGGCGGUGUACAGGGGCAAAAUCCUACGCAGGGUUUGGUGCAUUGGAUGAGUGCCGUUAUGGCCGAGCAUAUGACUGGGCAAACGCAUCACGACCCGACGGCAGUUGGCAUGCAUUACAUGUGGAAUGGCAAUGUGGAUUGUGGACAACAUGGCAAAGAAAUAGCCGAUUAUAAUGGUUGGCCUUCGACAGCAGCCACGCGCAGCCAUAUGUCGGCCAUCAAACAAGGAUAUGAGGCGAAGAUGAAUGAUCACCACAGCAAUUUGCAAAAAGGUCAUUUCCUCGACGACAGUCGCCUCAUAGAUCAUCACAAUGCCGUGACGCCGCAGGCUAAUCAUAGCGCCAGCAUGGCGACAGCGGCUAGCAUUUAUGGACCCAGUAGUACACUGCGCACCGUUGCCACAUCGAAUAGUAGUUCGCCGGCCGGAGGAGGAGGCAAUACUGGUGGUGGCAGCAGUGGCGGUUUAGUAAGUGGUGCUGGCGGUCUAGGCUUAAUCGGCGCAGGCAAUGGCAGUCUGGGUGGGAGUGGCGGUAUUGGUAGCGGCGGUUUGGUUGGGCUUGGUGGCGCGAGUAUUGGCGGAGUGCCACAUCAUGCGACGUCAGCUAGCAAUCAUAUGGCGCAUCAUCACAGCGCAUCAGCGGCGGCGGCUUUAUUGGUUGUACCACAACCGAUUAACGCGAGUAAAAUGAGCGCAGCAAUGGCAGGUGGCGGUGCUGGCGGAACGGGCAGAAAGUAUCAAUGCAAGAUGUGUCCACAGAUUUUCAGCUCGAAAGCGGACCUACAGCUGCACACGCAAAUUCAUAUGCGCGAAGCUAAGCCGUACAAGUGUACGCAGUGCUCCAAAGCGUUUGCCAACUCAUCCUACCUGUCGCAGCACACCCGCAUCCACCUGGGCAUCAAGCCGUAUCGCUGUGAGAUCUGCCAACGCAAAUUCACCCAACUGUCACAUCUGCAACAACACAUUCGCACCCACACCGGCGACAAGCCGUACAAGUGUCGACAUCCCGGCUGCCAGAAAGCCUUCUCGCAACUCUCCAAUCUGCAAUCGCAUUCGCGCUGCCACCAAACGGACAAGCCAUUCAAAUGCAACUCCUGCUACAAAUGUUUCUCGGACGAGCCAUCGCUGCUCGAUCACAUUCCCAAGCACAAGGAGUCCAAGCACCUGAAGACGCACAUCUGUCAGUAUUGCGGCAAAUCCUACACACAGGAGACAUAUCUCACCAAGCAUAUGCAGAAGCAUGCGGAACGCACCGAUAAGCGGCCGCCAAUAACGGCCAUGAAUGCGAGUGUUGCUGCGGGCGGCGCGAGUACGGUUGCGGGUAUAGGCGGCAACGCCAACAGCUUAGCCAACAACAGUGCGACAGGUGGCAAUGCCAAUGUCGGUAAUUUAGCAAGCGGUGUUGCUGGCGUGGGUGGAGUAAGCACGAGUGCGAGUAGCUUGUCGAAUGCGAAUGCACAUAAUCGCCAGAGUCUGGGUUUGCCGCCGGUAUCCAUAGCGCCUAGCGAACAUUCCUACUGGCCCAAAGUUAGUCCGGACUCCGCGGCCAAUAUGACGGAUGUAAUGCAUCAACAGCAGCAGCAACAACAACA